Molecule: messenger RNA, 2658 nt
Organism: Doryrhamphus excisus (bluestripe pipefish)
Lineage: Eukaryota; Metazoa; Chordata; Actinopteri; Syngnathiformes; Syngnathidae
Gene: gpm6aa
Product: glycoprotein M6Aa
Biological process (GO): neuron projection development
Cellular component (GO): filopodium; neuronal cell body; axonal growth cone
Source: RefSeq, a predicted model, not a curated record
GACCACCCUACGCUCCCCAGCGCCCCCCCUCCCUCCGCUAGGGUUACCAAGGAGGGUUUUUCAGUGCUUGUCUCGUUGGUUUGCGAUGGGCAGCAUCACAAAGGCUCAGUGAUUCCUGGCUGGUUUUGCACGGAUGCUUGACAGAGCUCAGCUGAAGACACGGCAGCAUUUUGUGGACUAUUUGACCUAAAAUAAGGCGGUGAACUUGGCCGAUAUCUGUAUUAACUCCUCGACUACACAGCACAGCAAACACCAUGGAAGAAGACAUGGAUGAGGGGCAGACCCAAAAAGGGUGCCUGGAAUGCUGCAUCAAAUGCCUGGGUGGGAUCCCCUACCCUUCGCUGAUAGCCACCAUCUUGCUCUACGCCGGCGUGGCUCUAUUCUGCGGUUGCGGACAUGAGGCUUUGUCCGGCACCGUCACUAUUCUACAAAAUUACUUUGAGGUGGUGCGGAGCCCCGUCGAUGCACUGGACGUCUUCACCAUGAUCGACAUCAUCAAGUACGUGAUCUACGGCAUUGCGUCGGCAUUCUUCGUCUACGGCAUCCUGCUCAUGGUGGAAGGCUUUUUCACCAGCGGUGCAAUCAAAGAUCUCUAUGGAGACUUCAAGAUCACCACCUGCGGACGCUGUGUCAGCGCUUGGUUCAUCAUGCUGACGUACAUCUUCAUGCUGGCCUGGCUCGGAGUGACAGCUUUCACCUCCGUGCCCGUCUUUAUCUAUUUCAACAUCUGGAAUAUUUGCCAAAAUGCAACCGUGCUGGAGGGAACCACUCUAUGUCUGGACCCCCGCCAAUAUGGCAUCGUGCCGCUUGCCAAGGCAAAAACAGUGUGUGCCGGACGAGAGGACUUCUACAAGAUGUGUGAAUCCAACGAGCUGAACAUGACCUUCCACCUGUUCAUCUGCGCCUUGGCUGGAGCAGGAGCUGCCGUCAUUGCGAUGAUCCACUACUUGAUGGUGCUGUCAGCCAACUGGGCUUACGUGAAGGACGCGUGCCGGAUGCAGAAGUACGAGGACAUCAAGUCCAAGGAGGAGCAGGAGCUUCACGACAUCCACUCCACUCGCUCCAAGGAACGACUCAACGCUUACACAUAAAAAAACCAAGCAGGACACUCCGGCCCCCCCUUCUCUCUCUACCCUCCUCCCUCUAUCUCAUUUCUGUCUUUCUAACUGUCUCUCUCUCUCUCUCUCUACCACGGGAGGGCGGAUGGCGCCCGGGGUGGGGGCCAAAACCACCUCUGAUGUCACUGGUGCGUCACAUGAGAAUGUGGUUUGUGGGGGGGUGGAUGUCACACAAACAGCCCCAGCCACAAGCAACAUUUCUGUUGACAUCAAAAGCCCGUUUACCUCUCUCUCUCUCUCUCUCUUGGAUGCUGUUUAUUAUCAUUAUGGCAGUUAUUGGAAUAUAAAAAAAGUUCAGUGCCCAUGGUAGUUGUAGUGUAGUUUGUAGAAUCACAAGUAGCAGUGAUAGUUUUGAAUUAUUUUUUACUUUUUUCUCUUAAAUAUUAUUUAUUUUUAUUUGAUUUAUGAGGGGGUGAAAAGGGGCUUUAAAGGGUUCUCAAGCACAUUUCUCAUCUCAUGAUGUGUGAUAUCAAUGUACUGUAUGUGAAUUUUUUUCUGGGAAAAAAAAAAAGUGUUGCCAGGGAUUAAAACCACUAAUCACAACACAGUAUCUUAAUCGACUUUAUAUUUUAAAUACAUAAAAAACAAUAAAUACCAAAUCAUUUGAUAAAGCCACGCUAGAUGUGCCGCACCUGUUAAACAGGAUAAGUAUAUUUUGAUUGAUAUGAAAAAUGGGGCUAAAUCAAAGUGGGUUAUUUUAUGCUACAAUAUUUUUGAAGUAACUGUGGACUGUGAAUGGUUCCAUCGUCAUUAAAGCACACGCUCAUCGAUUUCUGAUAAAUAAUCACAUUUUUUUGCAGACUCUGCACUGUACAUACAUACGAUAUAUCAAAGCAUUCCUAUAUGUCAUGAAGUACUGCGAUUGGAGUUACGGAGGAGAACAGCAGACGGUCUGAUGGGGGAAAAGUGUGAUUGUCGUGUUCAUCACAAGAAGAAGCCUGACAGCUGAUGUGCCAGUAAAAACAAUAAAUAUCGUCAGUGUUUAUGCGCUUAUUCGAUCAUGUCUGUGCUCUCGUUAGCGCGUCGGUGUUCAACUCCAAGUUGGAAAACUGUACUGUUAGUAAAGACUGUGAAUUUAGAUGUUUUUUCGUGGCAUGGACAUGCAUUAAUAUAGUCUGAUCGACUCAAAAGUUACUUUUCUCUCACUUGUUUACUUUUAUUUCGACACUUUUGCCUGUCUUGCUGGACCAGCCCUUUGUUUCAAUGUGCAGUAUACUAAAGCUUCCAUAUUACGCUUACAGCACCAUGCAACUUAUAUAGAGACUGUAGUGUUUUUAAGUUGUGUUGAUUUAGUUUGUGAUGAGGAAACGUCCUAAAAGAUGAUACUUGUACCGACAUUGCUUAAUCUGUACUGAUCCGCUCUCGGCUUUCUCCUUGUAUUUGUCUUUUGUACUUUCACUACCAAUGCUUAGUAGAGAGGCUUUACCAAUUGGAUUUGUUUUGUAUACAUCCAUGUGCCAACAGCUUGAAGUGGCUUAUUUGACCUGUAUGAUCAAAUUUGCUUGCAUAAAUAAAACUCACUUGUGUAUUUGUUGAUUAA